AUGACGGCAACAACUAGCGGGCCCUGGGACUGCCAUGUGCAUGUCUUCGAUCCCGUGCGCUUUCCCUUUCGAAGUACCCGGGCUUACACACCCAGUCCAGCCUCAGUAGACGAUCUGCUGAAUGACACACAAUCCACCGGCAUUGUCCUGGCCCAAGCUAGCCCUGAAGACGGGCAUCAUGGACUCACCAGACAGCUCGAGGAGGCUAAGUCAAGAUAUCCCGGCAUGAUCUUCCGCGCCGAGAUCAUGACUACCCAAGAACCACCAGAGCUCGACGUUGCGAGGCUUCCAUCCGACACAAUAGAUACCUUGCACGGCCUCGGAGUGUGGCUGGUCCAUUGCCAUGCAGAUGGACCUGGGAGUCUGCCGCGCUAUGCGCGAUGUACUGGGGUUGGGGACGGCGUGAUCCCCGACAUCGUCGGUCUGGUAGCAGAGCAUGGAGCAUGUGCGCGACCGAGCGAUUUCGGCAGCCCUGAUUUCGAGUCUUUUGUUGCUCCGUUGCGCACCGGACGUGUCUACGUCGAGAUAUCGGCCCUGUAUCGACGUGCGCCGGAGAACUUCCGCCUCAUGCGAGACGUUGUCCUAGCCUACGCGCAGGCAGCCCCAGACAGGAUCCUGUGGGGUCCGGACUGGCCACAUGUGGACGCCUCGAGGGGCGGACUGGACCCGACACCCCCUGAUGCUCGUGCGAACUGGAGAGAAGAGUUAGACGCUGUGAGGGAGUGGAUCACGGAGGAACAAUUCACGAAGAUGCUCCCUAAUAAUCAGGCCAAGCUGUACUCUUGA
Molecule: messenger RNA, 786 nt
Organism: Truncatella angustata
Lineage: Eukaryota; Fungi; Ascomycota; Sordariomycetes; Amphisphaeriales; Sporocadaceae
Exons: 2
Coding region: 1-786 (261 amino acids)
Molecular function (GO): hydrolase activity
Source: RefSeq, a predicted model, not a curated record